CCCCGCACUGCGGCACAACUAGUUCUCGCCCAGCCCGGCGCGCGCGGCCCGUACCCUCCGGCGCCCGUUCCUCCUCCACCCACCCCCAAAAUCCCAUUCCCAUUCCGCAUCGAUCGAAUCCCGGAACCACGAAUCGGCGGCGGCGCGAUGAGCGUGGUGGGCUUCGACGUCGGCAACGACACCCUGGUGGCGGCGGCGGCGCGGCAGCGGGGCAUCGACGUGCUCCUCAACGCCGAGUCCAAGCGCGAGUCCCCCGCCGCCGUCGCCUUCGCCCACAACGCGCGCCUCCUGGGCCCCCACGCCGCGGGGGCCGCCUCCUCCCACGCCCCCUUCUCCAGCCCCAAGCGCCUCCUCCUCCUCGCCGCCCGCCCCGCGCUCGUCCCCCGCGACCUCCCUCGCCUCCCCUUCCCCGUCCACGUCCCGGCCGAUGGCGACGCGCUCGUCCACGUCGACCACAUCGGCCGCCGCAUCGCGCUCUCCCCGACCCACCUCCUCGCCAUGCUGCUCGCCUACCUCAAGCAGCUCGCCGAGGCCGACCUCGAGGCCCCCGUCGCGGACUGCGUGAUCUCCGUCCCCUGCUACUUCACGCAGGCGCACCGCCGCGCGUACCUCGACGCCGCCGCCGUCGCGGGGCUCACGCCGCUCCGGCUCAUGCACGACCUCGCCGCCACCGCCCUCGGGUACGGUCUCUACCGCUCCGACCUUGGCGUCGCUGGGAGCCCCACCUUUGUCGCGUUCGUCGACGUCGGCCACAGCGACACGCAGGCCACGGUCGUCGCGUUUGAUCCGUCGGGGAUGAAGGUGCUGUCCCACGGAUUCGAUGCAGACCUAGGUGGGAGGGAUUUUGACGAGGUGUUGUUUGAGCAUUUCGCCGAGGAGUUCAGGGACAGGUAUAAGAUUGAUGUCGUGGGCAAUGUGAAGGCAAGCAUGAGGUUGAGGGCCGCGUGUGAGAAAGCGAAGAAGGUGUUAAGCGCGAAUGCUGAGGCUGUGGUGAACAUUGAAUGCUUGAUGGAGGAGAAGGAUGUGAGGGGGAUGAUCCGGAGGGAAGAGUUCGAGAAGCUCUGUUCUCAGUUGCUGGAGAGAGUUGUCGAGCCGUGCAAGAGGGCGAUGGCAGAUUCAGGUGUUGGAUUGGAGAAGCUGCAGUCUGUGGAGCUCGUUGGGUCAGGGUCUCGGGUGCCUGCGAUUGCUAGAGUUCUGGCGGAGUUCUUUAGAAGGGAGCCUAGUCGCACCAUCAAUGUCAGUGAGUGCGUGGCCCGGGGUUGUGCGUUGCAGUGUGCGAUGCUUAGUCCCACAUUACGUGUCCGGGAGUAUGAGGUGCAAGAUGCAAUUCCUGCCUCAAUAGGAUUUUGCACAAAUGAAGGCCCUAUAUCAACAUUGUCAAGCAAUGCAUUAUUCCGGAGAGGCCAGCCCCUUCCCAGUGUUAAGAUCAUUACUCUGCAUAGGAACAGUGGCUUUAAUUUGGAUGUGUAUUAUUUGGAUGAGAAUGAAUUGCCUCCUGGCACCUCAACAAAAAUUGGUAGUUUUCAGAUUGGCCCUUUUCAUGCACACACGGAAAAAUCUAAAGUCAAAGUAAAAAUUCGGUUAAAUCUCCAUGGACUCAUUUCAGUGGAAUCAGCUGUUUUGAUCGAGGAUGAUCAAAGGGAUACAAAUUCUUCUGACUCUAUGGAGGUCGACCACAACAAUGAUGUGGGUGAUAAGUCAAGAAAUGAAAGGCCAAUUCAACGGCAGGAUCUGCAAAUUAUUGGGUCCAUUUAUGGUGCGAUGAGUAAGCAGGAAUUGCUGGAAGCUCAAGAGCAAGAGUAUCAACUGGCGUAUCAGGAUAAACUGAUGGAGCGAACAAAAGAGAGGAAAAAUGCAUUGGAGUCCUACGUGUACGACAUCCGUAAUAAGCUUUCUGAGAGGUAUCGGAGCUUUGCUACUGAUUCUGAAAGGGAACAAAUCUCAGUUAAUCUACAACAGACUGAAGAAUGGCUUUAUGAAGAAGGUGAUGAUGAGACUGAAGAAGUUUACAGUAGUAAACUUGAAGAGCUCAAAAAGCUUGUAGACCCCAUCGAAAAUCGUUGUAAAGAUGAUGAAGUCAGAACUCAAACCACAAGGGAGCUUUUGAAGUGCAUUGUUGACCACAGGAUGGCUGCCAAGUCAUUAUCCGCGCCUGAACGGGAAGCUGUUGAUAAUGAGUGUGCUAAAGUUGAGCAGUGGCUAAGGGAGGGGUUGAAACUUCAGGAGUCCUUGCCCAAGGAUGUUGACCCUGUACUUUGGUCCCCUGAAAUCAAGAGAAAGGAAGAAGAGCUGGACAUGUUAUAUAGAAACAUAGUAACUAGUAAGGCACGAGGGCACUCCAGCGAGGAUGGAUGCUAGCAGGGGUUCAGAUCACAUGCAUAAAUCAGAUAGACAUUAGACCUUGCUGAGAUUUCCUUACUGGAUGGCUGCGGUCAAUUCUGACAUUUUGUAGCAAUACACGGACGAACGAGUUUCUGCUAACACUGCCAUACGGUCAACUCUGUUCCACUCUAGGCCCGCCAUUGGGUUUCUGCAUCUCACUACUCUGACUUGCAGUUUUCACUGGAGAACCUACUAGUCAUGAUUGUUGAUACUUGUGAAUUCUUUUCCCUGUAAUCAGAUAAAGGUUGUUCUUUGCUUCAGUGUGCUCACAGUGAACAAUACAAAUGCUCGAAAAUGCACACACUUACAAGGACUGUGGGUUGUAGCUCAUUAGAUUCAUUUUGUGUCAGGUGUAUAUUGAUCAAUGAGCAGAGAUCCUCAUGCUAUGGAUGCUAUGUUGCAGCGAGAAUUUACUUAUCAAAAGUUUCCACUUGUGGUUUCACUGUCCCAA
Brachypodium distachyon (stiff brome) is the source of this 2833-nucleotide messenger RNA. Its product is annotated as heat shock 70 kDa protein 16. Lineage: Eukaryota; Viridiplantae; Streptophyta; Magnoliopsida; Poales; Poaceae. The transcript is spliced from 9 exons. Gene Ontology annotation, cellular component: nucleus; cytosol. The record is from RefSeq and is a predicted model, not a curated record. Gene Ontology annotation, molecular function: ATP binding; ATP-dependent protein folding chaperone. Gene Ontology annotation, biological process: protein folding. The coding region runs from base 148 to 2358 and encodes 736 amino acids.